AAAUCCAACUACGAUGUAUGUGUCUUAAUCACACAGCCCCACAGCCCCAUUCCACAACACCUGUCCAACUCUCUCAGUCGGGACGGCAUGGAUGCCCAUUUGCUCAUUUAUCACAUCUGAUUUACAGCAGAUCAUCAAUCUUGCUGAUUCGCCCAGUUCAGUCAUUUUAGGGCACAAUAUUAUCUUUCUGCCUGAGUUCUCCUCUGAUAGCAGCCAAGAGGGAGCAGAUAGUAUCUGGCGUGUCCUGUCCAGGGCACGGGCGGUACAAUCCCUCCUGGCACAAGAGCUUGCUGGGAUGUGGCCAGUUGACAUGGAGGCCUUUACUCAGAACCAUUCCAACUUAGCCAGGCAAAUAUUUUUCCAGGCUUGUGAGCAGAGCGGCGUUAACACUAUUCAGACCCCAGUGUUUGAGACUGAAUGAGUGAUGGGUGAUUAAAUAGUUUUUUUGUUUGAAUGAGCCAGAGGGGAAGAGGGCAGCGAAAAACACUUUACCUCAUAACUGGAGACUGAUCAGCGGCUGACAUAAGGUUUCUGGAUGGGGCAUAUAAAUACAGGGCCAAAGUAGAACAUGCAGCAGGUCCACUAUCAAUUCCAGGCACUUCGCUGAGAUACUAUGGACAUUUCUAUACAUCAUCCCUGGUACCGCCGACCCUUAUUCCCAGGCUUCUUCCCUUCUUCCCAUCGAAUUUAUGACCAGUAUUUUGGAGAGCACGUACCCGACAGCGACCUAUUUUCACCUUUCUACACCAUGCUUUACUAUCGUCCUUAUUUCUGGCGCUUUCCAAACUGGUGGGAGAGUGGCAUGUCAGAGGUGAGAAUGGACAGAGAUCGCUCUGCAAUCAGCCUGGAUGUGAAGCACUUCUCUCCAGACGAACUGACUGUCAAGCUCAAUGAUGAUUUUAUUGAGAUUCAUGGGAAACAUGAUGAACGGCAGAAUGAGUAUGGCAUUGUGGCAAAGGAGUUUUACCGGAAGUUUAAGAUCCCAGCCGGUGUAGAUCCAGAGUCCAUCACCUCCUUUCUGUCCUCUGAUGGCUUUCUGAGCAUCUGCACAUCUCGCCGCGUGCUGGACAUCAGCUGUGAAGAGAAGCCUCCAGCACAGAAGUAAACCCGUCAAUAGCUGCACCUCUCUUCUCCAAACAAACCCAGCAGCUUCACCACGACUGAACAAAAACCAAAACAAGAGAACCAAAACAAAGUUAUAAAACCAAAACCAUAUUUGUCCAUAGUCAACAAAACAGUGCUUUAGGCCUGUAAAUGCAGGUUGUUGUAGGAGUUGGGUUUGGUUUGUUAUAUUUAUGGCCUACAGUUGGACAAUGUAUGUAAUUAUGUGGCUGACUUGGAUGAUGAUUGUAACUUUGGCUUUUGAGAGGAAGCAGAAUUGAAAUGGGAUGUUGUGCAGCAUCUGAAUUCAAUAAAUCCCCAGCUCAAAAUACUCAUGAAUGCUGGUAUAAAUGAGCUCAUCUGUGAUAUCUCAGCACAUGUUGAGCAUCUGAAUGUAAAGUUUGCUACACUUAUGAAUCUGUUUGAUACUGGGGUCUAAACUAGCAGACUAAGUUGAAUGUGUUUUGCUGAAUGUUGUUGCACUUAAUGGACAGUAAUAAAAAUGACUUUGUAAAUUAUGACUAAUCGCAGUGUCAGGGUGUAGACAUCAAUUAUGUAAAACAGACAAAUGUGAAGAAAAACAUCCUGAGUUUGGAUUGCUGAUGACAAGGGUGUAGUUACUGACAUAAUACCCCCUUUUUCCCUCUACUGUCAUUCAAUGUGCUUUAUAUUUUAUUUUCCAUACCUUAAAGUGACGUGAUACAACUAACAACUGUGAUGGCUGUAGCUAA
Pimephales promelas (fathead minnow) is the source of this 1832-nucleotide messenger RNA. RefSeq names its product crystallin, alpha B, a (gene cryaba). Gene Ontology annotation, molecular function: structural constituent of eye lens. Gene Ontology annotation, biological process: protein refolding; response to heat; negative regulation of apoptotic process. The record is from RefSeq and is a predicted model, not a curated record. Lineage: Eukaryota; Metazoa; Chordata; Actinopteri; Cypriniformes; Leuciscidae. Gene Ontology annotation, cellular component: cytoplasm; nucleus.